Messenger RNA from Manihot esculenta (cassava), 1682 nucleotides. RefSeq names its product E2F transcription factor-like E2FE. The transcript has 11 exons. The record is from RefSeq and is a predicted model, not a curated record. Gene Ontology annotation, molecular function: RNA polymerase II cis-regulatory region sequence-specific DNA binding; DNA-binding transcription factor activity, RNA polymerase II-specific. Gene Ontology annotation, biological process: regulation of transcription by RNA polymerase II. Gene Ontology annotation, cellular component: RNA polymerase II transcription regulator complex. Lineage: Eukaryota; Viridiplantae; Streptophyta; Magnoliopsida; Malpighiales; Euphorbiaceae. The coding region runs from base 273 to 1430 and encodes 385 amino acids.
AGUGGGAAAGGCGGGUUUCAGCCAAACCGCCUGUUAAUUCAAAUUCCCGCUAAGUUAUCUAAUAAUUCAAAGUUUUAAAACACAAAUCCCUCCAAAUCCAAACACACACACUCCCUCUCUUUCAAAAUUCCUGCCCCGCCAUUAAUUGUCAAACCCUCUCCCUCUCCUUUCUCCUUUCUCCUUCUUUUUCUAACGGUCCUUCGCCGCUGCUCAAUCAAUACUCUCUCUCUCCAUACAUUUCCCUUCACCAUCUCAGAUCCCUUUACAAGAUCAUGCCUUUAUCAUCAAGCGAAGCGCCGGAAUCCUCUUGUCGGCACCUUACCUACAGCAGGAAACAGAAAUCUCUCGGUCUCCUUUGCACUAAUUUCCUGAGCUUGUAUGAUAAAGACGGUAUUGAAGUUAUUGGGCUGGAUGAUGCUGCCUCGAAAUUAGGUGUUGAGAGGCGGCGGAUCUAUGAUAUUGUUAACGUUUUAGAAAGCGUUGGAGUUCUUGCAAGAAAAGCAAAGAAUAAGUAUACAUGGAAAGGGUUUGGGGCAAUCCCCAAAGCUUUGCAAGAGUUGAAGGAAGAGGGUCUAAGAGAAAAUUUAAGCAGUUUUGAUAAGCAGCAGAGCAGCAAUUUUGAGAAAUUAUCAGACGAUGACAACGACGAUGAAGAUGACUGUGAUUCCAACCCUAACACAGGAAGCCAGAAUGAUAAUGCGAUUCCCAGUGGCAUUGUCAAAUCAACGGCCGCAUCGAGAUUCGAUAACAGAAAAGAAAAAUCCUUGGGACUUCUCACACAGAACUUUGUCAAGCUAUUUGUUUGCUCUAAAGCUGAUCUAAUCUCCCUUGAUGAAGCUGCAAAACUAUUGCUUGGGGAUGCCCACAAUUUGUCAAUAAUGAGAACAAAAGUAAGACGGCUUUAUGACAUUGCAAACGUGUUAUCUUCCUUGAAACUUAUUGAAAAGACUCAUACAGCAGAGGCCAGGAAACCAGCCUUCAGGUGGUUGGGUUUGAAAGGGAAACCUGAGAGUGGACCGGUUGAUGCUUUGGCUGAGGGUAGGAAAAGAACAUUCGGAGCUGAUGUUACUAACAUCUGUUUCAAAAGAAAUAAAUUGGAUUCUUUAGCUGAUGGAGAAAAAAGCAACAAUCUAAAAUUGCCGAAUCAAAUAAAAUUCGAGAAUGUAGUAACAAUUGCAGAUGCAAGCACGUCGGGUCAGGAUUUCUCUAAGAGUUACCAGUUUGGCCCUUUUGCUCCUGCUACAGUGGCCAAAGCUGGUGGCGAUGAUAACAAAUCGACUCAAUCUCAUGAUUGGGAAAGUCUUGCGUCUACGUAUCGUCCUCAAUAUCACAACCAAGCUUUGAGAGAACUAUUUGCUCAUUAUAUGGAAGCAUGGCAAUCUUGGUACACUGAAGUCGCUGGGAAGAAACCAAUACAACAAAUAUCCUGAUGCCUCACUUUCUUAAUUUCCUAAUGAUCAAAUAAUUUGGAUGUAGUUAUACUUCCCCUCGGCUUUUUCAUAAUUUUGAGGGGAGAAGAAAAGAAGAGAUGUGGCCUUACGUUGGAUGCAAAUACGCUAUGCUUCAACUGAUUAUGCCCAUCCUCUGGAUAUUUUAUUUCAUUCAUCGUAUGUUCAGAUUUGUACACAUUUUCUCAAUGUGUAGCAUUUUAUAAUUUUAAAAUUAUGUUAAAAGGACUUUCG